This is a messenger RNA of Phycodurus eques (leafy seadragon), 2132 nucleotides long. It is a transcript of the gene bcl7bb, whose product is annotated as BAF chromatin remodeling complex subunit BCL7B b. The coding region runs from base 64 to 654 and encodes 196 amino acids. The transcript has 6 exons. Lineage: Eukaryota; Metazoa; Chordata; Actinopteri; Syngnathiformes; Syngnathidae. The record is from RefSeq and is a predicted model, not a curated record.
GACGCGAGGGCUAGGUCUUAAGUUUUGCUCAUGCAUCAUUAGACGAUUCAUAUCAGCGUCAAGAUGUCGGGACGAUCAGGCCGUGCUGAGACUCGGAGUCGCGCCAAGGAUGACAUUAAAAAGGUUCUGGCCGCAAUCGAGAAAGUGCGCAAAUGGGAGAAGAAAUGGGUGACGGUUGGAGACACGUCCUUGCGCAUAUUCAAGUGGGUGCCAGUGACAGAAACAAAGCAGAUCUACCGUACCAAAUCUACUGGUGGAGAAGCCAGGGGACUAAAAGAUGUGGUCCUUGAAAACACUAACUCUUUGCCGGAUUUGACUGAUGAAAACAGCAACCAGAGCUUUCUGUCUGACGUUUACCACCCUAAGAUGGAUAACAGCAGCAGCAACUCCAGCUCACAGCACGUCAGCCCUCCACACAGCUCUAGCUUACGAACUGAAGACUCCCAACCACCCAUGCUUGGUCAGGAGAGUGUCGAUGAUCCAGUUCACUCUGGGCAGGAGGGAGCAGAUGAGCCUCCAACUCUGAUCAAGGAGGAUCUUCUGUCAUCAGGAAGUGCCAGACGGAGCGCCAUACACGCAAAGGAAGAAUCGGACGAGUCAGGAGCACCUCCUUUAAAAAAGGUUUGCACAGGAGAAAAUGCUGUGUUAAGAUAGUUUACUUCAUGAAGAUACACACACAACCGAUCCACAGUUAUUUUCACUUCAGCUUAGUGUUCAACCUUCAGGUUUUAAGGCUCUGAUGUAUGCUUCACAUGCACUCACCUUGCACUUCAUUUGGUACAAUUGCACAAUCUAAUCUGGGCUGUAUUAGCAGUCCAAAACUGGUAAUCUAGAAAGAGAUUUAAAGAUUUUAUCCUUUUUUUUUAAUAUAUAUAUUUCAAUUUUGACUGGCCAGUGUACUUUUACAAUGUAUGUAAAUAAUUUUGAAAUUGAAGAUACUUUUAUUAAUUUCCACAGGAUACAUUCUCUGUACACAUGUUUUUUUUGCAUGCACAAAGAGCCUAACCAUAUAAUAUGCACACAUUGUUUGUAUUACAAUGCAAGUAUAGGACAAGGUGCAAGAGGGAAGAUAUUAUGCAACAGUGUCACACCCCUUUGUCCAGUGCCAUGGUUGUGAGUUUCUUGGUAAUUGUCAGGAAUUGGGCAAGCUUUUUUUUAUUUUAAGACAAAUAACUGCUCACAUUGUUGACAAGAAUCGAACAUGCCUGAAUUCGAAUAUUACACAACACCAUGGGCACAUGAAGUCCACAAGAUGUUGUCGUUUGUCACAUCACGUGCCUGUCUGUCCAUAUACUGAAACCCAUACCGCAAAUGUCAGCGUGAGAGGGGACAAUUGUUGCCUAUGGUCUAAUGCAAGAGCGAUGCAAUCCAGUUGAAGAGCUCAGCCUUUAUAGCGACAUGCUAGACUAUCUGGAGUCAGAUGUACAGUAUUCAUUUAAUGGUACAGUAUUAUUGUAGUUUACAGAAGUGUUGGACUGAAUUCAUAAAAAGAGGCAAUUGUGUUUUGACCAAAGCUACACAAGAACAAUAUUAUAAGACACCUCUUUGUGAAGAGUGCAGGUUUACACUGCAAAUUACAGCCACUGAAAUCGGAAAUUGUUAAAUACAUGUCUGGCAUUGUCAAAAACUAAGCAUUAUUUUCUUUAUGAAGACAGAAUUUUUGGUUCUUAUUAGAUUGUGCAACACCUAAUAUUGUGGUUGGUGAGUGUGCAUAGCACAGCAGUGCUUAUUCAUUGCUAUUUCGCAAGUGACAAAGCAACAUUCCCUGCUAAACUUUAAGCUUGUUGACUUAUUUUUAAACUGGAAAGUGUACUGUACCUGGUAUUCACAUGUUGCCAAAAGACAUGUUUGGAAAUUAUACCUGUUAGUGUGUCUUCAUGCUGUUGAACUUUGCCUUUGCAUAUCUCCUAAUCAUUGUGCUUUGUGGUUUUUAGUUGCAGUACACUUUGAAAAUGAGUUAAACGUGUGGCUUUAUGUUUUUAGACACAGUAGUAAUACUAUGGGGUCGAGGACAUGUUUUUGGCUAAACACACAAUUAAAAUGCGUUGUAAAGAAGGAUAUUUAUUACAAAAUGUGCACUUGUUUAUUACAGAUGCUUUGUAAGCCAUAAUAAACAUUACGUUACAUUUCAA